Nicotiana tabacum (common tobacco) is the source of this 600-nucleotide messenger RNA. NCBI's taxonomy places the organism in Eukaryota, Viridiplantae, Streptophyta, Magnoliopsida, Solanales, Solanaceae. The record is from RefSeq and is a predicted model, not a curated record.
AUGAAGCAGGAAAUUCAAGCAUUGCUUGAUAAUAACACUUGGUUUUUGGUGGACUUGCCUGCUGGUAAGAGGGCCAUAAGAUGUAAGUGGGUGGUCAAGUAUAAUGCUAGGGGAGGGGGAGGGGGUAGAGAGAGUCACUAUGAUUACUCUCUUUUCACUAAGAAAGUUAAUGGCCACAUUAGGAUUAUCCUUAUGUAUGUGGAUGAUAUUUUGAUUAUUGGUUCUUCUGCCUCUCUUAUUCAGGAGGACACUAAGGCAUUACUUCAACAUCAUUUCAAGAUCAAGGACUUGGGGGAGAUGAAGUAUUUUCGUGGUCUUGAAAUAGCUAGAAGUAAAGCUGAGAUUUAUGUUUGUCAAAGGAAGUUUGCUUUAGAUUUAAUCUCAGACCUGGGUUUGGCAGGAUCUAAGCAUGCAAGUACACCUUUGGAAGUCAAUCAGAGACUCACUAGUAUGGCAUAUGACAAAGGCCUUGCAGUUGAUACUACAGAGAUAGAUGAGGCAAUAGAAGAUGCCACAAGUUAUCAGAAAUUGGUGGGCAAGCUUUUAUACCUCACAAUGACUAGGCCAGACAUAGCCUAUGCAAUACAAAACUUGAGCUAA